Molecule: messenger RNA, 4944 nt
Organism: Ahaetulla prasina
Lineage: Eukaryota; Metazoa; Chordata; Lepidosauria; Squamata; Colubridae
Product: BDNF/NT-3 growth factors receptor-like
Exons: 15
Coding region: 740-2266 (508 amino acids)
Biological process (GO): cell surface receptor protein tyrosine kinase signaling pathway; protein phosphorylation
Cellular component (GO): plasma membrane
Molecular function (GO): neurotrophin receptor activity; ATP binding; protein binding
Source: RefSeq, a predicted model, not a curated record
UAAAGAGGGAGAGAGAAGGAAAAGUGGGGAGAGGGAGAGAAAGGACGAGAGAGAUACGCUUCGAGGUUUUUUGCCCAGGGCGACGGACUGUCUCGCUCAUCCUCACGCGUGCGCGCGUGGUGUGUGUGUGUGUUGCAUCCAGACUCUCUGCCUGACUAUUGGUAUCUCGUUGCCCACACCUCUUUUCCCCUCCUCUUCUUCUCCUCUCCUCUCCCCCCCCCCUUCAAAAAAAAAAUCCGGCUUUUUUGGGGGGGGAUUUUUUUCUACCCCUCCUUGCGUCAGCAGCCCAACGUCACUUCGCCGGUGACAGCUCCUUCGGUUUGGGGCUGCAGCAGGAGCCGGGGCGCUUUAUUAUCAGCAAGCGCGUGGACCGGGAGGCGGCGGCGGCGGCGGCGGGGUGACAGCGCCUCCUUGCGCCGGGAGCGGCGAGCGGGAACCGGGCAGGAGCAGCGGAGCUGGGUGGCGGCGGCACUGCAGUUUUGGACAAGGCUCGGCCGCCUAGGCUUGAUCCUCGGACGCUCUUUGAGGGGAGCCGGGAGAGAUUUGGCCGUCUGACCGAAGCCCAGAAGUUGCCGCCUUCCCAGGGAAGGCAGAAAGAGCGGCUGCCCCCGGACGGGAGAGGAAAAGGAUGCGCGAGUGACUGACGGCUCGGUGUCCCGGCAGCCGAGCUGGAUUGAUCGCGCUUGGCGGGCGGGAAGAAGAGCCACCGAGGAGCGGCGGCGGCGGCGGCGGCGGCGACAUGGGGGCCUCGCCAAGGGCAUGGUGGUGUUGGCGGUGGCGGCAGCGGCGGCUUCAGGGUUCGCCCCGGGCGACGGCGAGCGGCUUCUGGAGCUUGUGUUGGCUGAUGCUGGGCGCCUGGCGGGGGCUGCUCGCCUCCGCUUGCCCCACCUCGUGCGCCUGCAGUCCCGAGCGGAUCUGGUGCAGCGAAGCCGCCGCCAGCCUCGUGUCCUUCCCCGUGCUCGGCAAGAGGAGCGAGCGGGAGAAAGUCACCGACAUCUAUAUUGCAAACCAGCGGGAUUUAGAAAGCAUAAAUGAAAUAGAUGUUGGACUGUACACUGGAUUGAGAAAUUUAACUGUGGUGGACUCAGGCUUGAAGUUUGUCUCACGCCAAGCUUUCCUGAAAAAUAUUAACCUACAGUACAUUAACUUCUCCAGAAAUAAGCUUUCAAGUUUGUCCAGGAAGACUUUCCGCCAUCUGAAUUUGACAGAUCUGAUUUUAGAUGGCAACCCUUUCAAGUGUUCCUGUGAUAUUAUGUGGAUCAAAGUAUUCCAAGAGACCAAGUUUCCAAAAGCAGAAACUCAGGAUUUUUACUGCAUAAAUGACUACAACCAGAGGAUAUCUCUGCUAGAGAAGCCCGUUCCAAACUGUGGCAUGCCUUCAGUCAAAUUGAAUACACAAAAUCUCACAGUUGUUGAAGGCAAAACUAUCACUUUAUAUUGUGAAGCCACAGGAAGUCCAUCACCAACGAUAGCUUGGGUUUUCAAUAAUAUUGUUUCAAAACAUGAGAGUGAUACAAAUAAGAACCCUGCUUCUUUUACUAUAAAGAAUGUCUCGUCAAGUGACAGUGGCAUACAGAUUUACUGUAUAGCAGAAAAUAUUGUGGGUGAAGACCAAGCUUCUGUCGACCUCACCGUGUUCUUUGCCCCAAAUAUCACAUUUCUUGAAAUACCAUAUUCGGACCAUCACUGGUGCAUUCCAUUCAGUGUGAGGGGAAAUCCACAACCAGUCUUGACAUGGCUGCACGAUGGGGCUAAACUGAAUGAAUCAGAAUAUAUUUGGACCAAAAUACAUGUAACCAAUCGGACAGAAUAUCAUGGCUGCCUUCAGCUGGACAAUCCUACUCAUGUCAACAAUGGCAAUUAUACUUUGGUGGCACAGAAUCAAUAUGGAAAAGAUGAAGCCAACAUCUCUGCUUAUUUUAUGGAAGAUCCUGGAGGUAAGCAAUACCUGGAAUGCUGGUUUCCAACCCCAGAUGAGACAGAACUUACAGGUAGUCCGUUCUAUGAUCAUCCCGGUUACAUUGAAGAUUAUGGAACACCAACAAAUGAUUUUGAAGACACUACAAAUAAUAGUAACCAAGUUACUUCUACAGAUGUGUCAAACAAAGACAACGAAGAUAGCAUCACUGUGUAUGUUGUAGUGGGGAUUGCUGCAUUGGUGUGCACUGGCUUAGUUAUUAUGCUCAUUAUUCUCAAAUUUGGAAGACAUUCUAAGUUUGGAAUGAAAGGUUCUGUUUUGUUUCAUAAGAUUCCACUGGAUGAAUAAAUGAAAUAAAGAAAAAAGAGGGCUGUUGAGCAUGUUUUUUGAACUUCAGUGCUGCACAUUAGGCAGUUUAUUGUUGUGUCAAUUGCUACACUCCUUGGACCUGUCUGGUAGAAUUGGGUUAUAUUUGAAAGAUCUGGAAGUAUCCAAAAUUUUGGCAACUUCACCACAAAUUCAGCCCUAGGCAGCUAUAAAACUCAAGAAAGCACAAACAUGAACAGUUAUGUUACAUUAACAAUGAUCUUCUUCAUAAAGCUACAUUUCAACACAUUUUUGCUACUUUGAUUUUAUUGUUUGAAUUUAACUACAAAGAUAAUUAAUUUCAUAGCUAUUUAUUAAAGGUGAACUGCAAAUAUUUUGAGUACUAAAAGUAGUAAAUAAAUAAAAUAUUUUAUAUCAUUCUGCAGAAUGUUAAUUUUUAGCCCUUAGAAUAAAUCAUUGAUCUUAGUAGAGCAAUUGAUUAUUUAAACUUGCCCUUCUGUGAGUUGGCAGGCCCUAAAUGUGUAUUAAAAAUAGCUCUGCACAGCUUCUCUAUGUGAGUGGUAUGUAUGGUGUAGAAUGGACUAUGCAUGGCGUAGUAGUAUAGAGUAUGGACUAGUAAUAGUAUGGAGGAGAUCAUCUGACAAGAAUGUAAGCAGUAAAAAAAUCUAUAUAAUUAAUUAACGUGUAUCUAAGUGUUGCUUGACUAUGUGCACUGACAUGUUCUAAAACUGAUCACUUUCCAUGCUGAGCAUCUAUGUUAGCAAAGAAACCAUGUAAAAGCAAGUACUCAUGUUAAUUUGGUCUCUUCCAUCACCAUCUCCAUUAAAUUUACUGAAUUGCUAUCCUGCAAUGUAUAUAGUUCAGAUAAUCAUAGCAUACAUGACCUUCUGUAAUCCAGCAGAAAGCAUUGCAAUUGCUUCCCUAAUAUCUGCUAGCUAUAUUAUCUCGAGCCCUAAACAAGCCCUAUUAAUUUUCUCCCACUUCUUAUCUCUCAUACAUUCUUACGUAUAGUAAGAAAGAAAAUAGCUCUGUAAUAUUGAGAUAAUCUUAAAUUCUUUUAUUCUGGAAAACGAAACAUUUCACAUGCUAUCCUUGUAAAAGUUAUGAAAAAGUUAGUUUCUACUACACUAACACAAGAAGUUUGAUUAUCUUUAAGGAAGAAAAGAUGUUUACAUUUGUUGUUUCCAUUUUAAUUCUAUUACAUGCACCUCUGGAGCAUCUUGAUACAAAUGAGGUGAAUUUUUACUAAAACUUUUCUACUUUUGUUCCAUCCCUCCUCCAGUUUUUAUAUCUCCAAAUUGGCUUGUUAGUUUCCCUCAGCCAAUGACAGAGAAGAAUCUUUCAAUAUUGACAGCCACCUAAUUUUAAAAAUGCUAUUAUUAAAUAAUAGAAAGGUUGACAGAGCUAAUUAUAUUUUUACCUGAUUUCAGUCUCCUCCAAGAUCCAUAUUGUAGUUUAUCUGCAUAGAAUCGAUAGUUGAAGACUAAAUCCCCAAUUUAGAUUUACCAAACUUCUAGUCAGUCACAAAAUUUAAUUCUCCCAAAGUACAUAAGGUUCCAGAUGAACAUUUAGCUACAUAAUAAGUUUAUUUUGCCUGCAAUCUUUCAAUACUUUAUUCUUAUAAUAUUUUGCAGCUUAACUUUACAGUCUCAAGUCUGAUUUUUGGAUAGUUCUACAUGUACUGACAAGAAUAUUUUGGAUCUGUGCAAUUGAGGCAUUUGUUUUUAAUAAAAUAGAAUUCUUUUUUGAACCAUCAAUUUAUAUAUGCACACAGGCAAUGCAGAGUAAACUUUUGGAUGCUUUUGUAUACCAAAUGUAUACAAAGUUUGCCACCAAAUGUAUUGUUCCCAUUGUAAUUUUUCACAGAGGUUUUUGGAUUACAGCACAUGGCUAUUUGUUACUUUUAUUUUGGCAACAACCAAGCCAUCUUAAAUAAUGAAUGAAGCUAGCAUUGUUAAUUAAUUUCCUUUCCAAUAGGGGAACAAAUAAAUCUGAUUCAAACCAGAUUUUGAAACUGAAAAUUGCACUAUGUUGAUUUCAUUGAUUGAUGAAUGAAUCAUAAAUUAUUCUUGUCUGUCACUAGAGAUAUUUUAAUCUACCCAAACAGUAUUGCUUUACAAAUAUCAUGGUUAAUUAUAAAAUUAAUGACCCUUAUAAACCAUAGUGACAGUCAUACUAAGAAAUCAGCCAGGAUCCAUUAAGUUUGUUAGACACUUGAGUGCUCAGCAUUCAAAGUUAAAAUGUUCUUUUCUACUUUACUAGGCAAUAAAAAUUGCUAAUGGAUUAUUUAAAAAAUGUUUUGUACAUUUUAUGCAUUUAUAAGCCUGAACAAGAAAGAUUUGCCCCAGUGUUUAACUUGGAUUUUAUAACCCACAUUGUCAUUUAGAAGAACAAAGGUUGGUUUACUUACACACACACACACACACACACACACACACACACACACACACACGGGGUGGUGGUGGUCGUGCUGUGAUUUAUGAUGAAAUCAGUUCAACUGAGCGUUGUGGGAAUCCUUCUGCCCAGAUGCUUCCACUGGGACAAGCAACAAAGUGCAUGCUAACCCAUUUUUAAUGCUCUAACACCAUCUUGCUUAAAAGGAAAGGAAUUCUUCCACAAAUAAUUUCAUAUAGUGAACUGCUUUGCAUCCUUUGUCAUUUAACUGGUUUGGAAAUUUGUGCUGACAUGGCACAGAACUA